GCGGCUGCGAGGCGCGGCUCCUGGAGACGCCAGUCAACCGCCAGCCCGCCCGCCACAGGUGCGCCGGCCCCCGCGGGGAGGAGCGCGGCUGGUGCUCCCAGGUAGCUCCCUUCUCUGGUUCUCACCGCUCUACUCCGCGGCCUCCCGGGAUCCAGGCAGGACUCGCACCGCGCGUCCCGGAGCGGCCAGGGCGCCCCCUCCGCGGAUCCCAAGCUCUUCCUCGGCCUGAGCGAGGGGGCCCUUCCCGCCCUGCGAAGAGCAAGGCGCGGAUUCGGCGAGGGCCGAGACCGAGGGUCUGGCGGCCGCAGGGACGACCGAAGUACGGGGCUCCGGCCCGGCUGCUGCCGGAACAUGCGCCCGGAGCUGCAGUUUGUUUGACAGUUGCCAGACUAUGUUUCUACUCCUGGUGCUACUCAGCCAACUGCCCGUAGUUACCUUCGCGUUUCCUCAUUGCACAAGAAGUCCCUCGGAGGAGUCUAGGCAUGCGAGAGAAGAAGUAUUUACAUCAAAAGAAGAAGCAAACCUGUUCAUACAUAGACACCUCCUAUAUAAUAGAUUUGAUUUGGAGCUCUUCACUCCCGGUGACCUAGAAAGAGAAUGCAUAGAAGAACUUUGUAAUUAUGAGGAAGCCAGAGAGAUUUUUGUGGAUGAAGAUAAAACGAUGAAAUUUUGGCAAGAAUAUUCAGUUAGAGGACCAACCACAAAAUCAGAUACUAGCAGAGAGAAAAUCGACGUUAUGGGCCUUCUGACUGGAUUAAUUGCUGCUGGAGUAUUUUUGGUUAUUUUGGGAUUAGCUGGUUACUAUCUUUGUAUCACCAAGUGUCACAGGCAACAAUAUCCAGGUUCUUCAGACAUCUACGUAAGAAGGGGCAGACACACUCCUUCCAUCAUCUUCAGAAGACCAGAGGAGGCUGUCUUGUCCCCAUCGCCACCUUCAUUGGAAGAUACAGGAUUACCUUCUUAUGAACAGGCAGUGGCAUUGACCAGAAAACAGAGUGUUUCACCACCACCACCUUAUCCCGGGCUGGCAAAUGAUUUUAGGGCAUUUAAAAAGUCUAUGUCACUCCCAUCUCACUAAGCCCUCAUUGUCUUGGUGAUGUAGGACAUUCACAUUAUUUAAGUGGUUCUUUUCCCUGAACCAAAAAAGACAGGUCAAUUCAGACGUUUAUGACAAACUGUAGAGAAUAAAGGAGAAAUAAGCAUGUGUUCUCUGCCGCUGGAGUUCUGUCAGCAUCUUUAACCUGAACUUUAUCAUUAUCAGCUGGAUACGGAAUUUUGUAUCCUUGCAGUUAAGAAGAGAGCACUGUUCUGUUCAAAAGAAUCUGUUAUGGAUGUCACAGCUAGAACUGGUGAACUGUCUGUAUUCUUUGUACAGAAAUGGUUGUAGAUUUGUUGUUGUUGUGUUAGUCGCUCAGUUAUGUCCGAUUCUUUGAGACCCUAUGGAUUGUAGUCUGCCAGGCUUCUCUGUCCAUGGAAUUCUCCAGGCAAGAAUACUGGAGUGAAAAAAAAAAAAAAAAAGAAUACUGGAGUGCGUAACCAUUCCCUUCUCUAGGGGAUCUUCCAGAUCCAGGGAUCGACCCAGUAUCUCCAGCAUUGCAGUCAGAUUCUUUACUGUCUGAGCCACCAGGGAAACCCCAUAGAUUUUUUGUACUGAAUACUAAAAAAAAAGAAAAAGAAUUUCUAAUUAUUAGAUUAUUCCAAGUUAUAAUAUUGGACCUACUCUUUUUUAGGAUUUCUUUUUGUUGCAAAUACUUCACAGAAUCUGACAUGUAAAUAUAAAUCAAUAACCUUAAUAAAAUCAGUUUUUUAUCUUAAAUUAUUGCAUAGCAUUCACUAUAUUUUGCACAGUUUAGUCAUGAACUGUUGCUAUCAGUCAUACUUUAUUAUGGGGGGGGCAGUCAAUAGUUUUCUUUAAAAAAUAAACACUAGGGAGUUACUUCUUCAGAAGAACCAUGGUUGCAAUGGAAAGGAUUUGCAAGGGUUGUUAGACCAUGAAGUAGAUUAUAGGCCUCAAAUCUAGGAGUGGAGCUUGAUAAAUUUGUGCAUAUUACUGAUGAGUAGACAAACCCAUUUUCAUUGCUAAAUUAUCUGUAUCUGACUAUGUAUAACUGUUAAUCUGGAAAAUUUUUCAAAGUUUAUAAAUAAUAGUUUGAGAACCUAGAAGUAACUUACUUUUCUGCUAUCAAAAUAAUAUUGAUUAAAGUUACCAGCAAUCUUUUAAUGUCUGGACACAGAAGAUCAUAGGCAAUAAUUUUGACCUAUAGUUUGUAUCUUCUUCUAAUUCUGUAUGUGACCAAUCUCCCCUUAUAAACAUAAUAGAGUAUAAGCUAUAAACUUCUGGAAUGAAUGUGUGAGCACAAAUUUAUUUGAGUGUAUGUGUAUGUGAAUUUGUUUCCUCUUUACAGGAACUCAAAAAAUAACAUACUCCUGAGAAAUAGAAAAUUCUGUUCUUUAUGUUUUUGCCAGGCAUUGCUUUUUUUCUAUGUAAUACGAUUUAUAAAACCAUAUUUUGUUUUAUAAUUUUAGAGGGAUGAGAUUAAAACUCACAUGCGUUUGGUAGUUCCAAAUUAAAUGUUUAAAAAGUAUAAAUCAUAUUACACUGUGUUUGAGUGUAUACCUCUCUUUUAAGACAGUGUGAUCUUAAUGCAGAUGAAAGAAAGAUCUUAAUCAUUAUAGACUGCUAAAGACUUUACGUUUGAUAUUUUCAGAGUCUCUUUGGUUACUUGUUGCAAAGAAAUCAUCUAGCAAAAAUUUUUGUUGUUUGAUAUUUCAUUUUGUUUUAAAUUAAUUUUUAUUGGAGUGUAGUUGCUUUACAUUGUUCUUUCAGUUUCCACUGUGCAGCAAAAUGAAUCAGCCAUACAUACAUACAUACAUACAUACAUAUAUAUCCCUUCCCUUUUGAACUUCUUUCCCAUUCAGGUCACCACAGUACAUUAAGUAGUGUUCUCUUACAGUGUUCUCAGUAGUUGUCUAUUUUAUAUAUAGUAACAUUUGGAUAUAAUUAGGAAAAGUGGUCUUUGUAAUGCCACCUACAUAACCUACAAAAAUUUUACUAUUAGUCAUAUAUUUGCUUUACAUAAGCACUUUUCCUCAUAUAACUUUGCCCUUAUUUUAAUGCUGUUUAAAAGAUCAGAGGCAGGACUUCCCUGGUGAUCUAGUGGUUAAGACUCUGCGCUUGCAAUGCAAGGGGCAUGGGUUUGAUUCCUGGGCAGGGAACUAAGAUUCCACGUGUCACACAGCCAAUAAGUAAAUAAAGCAAGCAAGCACCUAAUGCUGGUUCUGAGGCUAAUUAGGAAACAUUAAAAAAAAAAAAAGAUUGGAAGCAAAUUCCAUCAUUUUAGCAAUCACUCUAAAGCAUGCAAGGAUAACUUGCCCCAAAUCUAACAUGUUGGUAAGAGCUAGGUUUAGAAUGAGCAAGCACAUUUUUUUCAACCCCAUCUUAUACCUAUAGAAUUACACUGUCUCAAAUUAUAAAGUAUUGACAAUUCUAAGUCUGUAUGAGAAAUGUACAGACAUUUGUCAUUUAUACAUAAAUGUAUAUAAGAGCAUAUGUUGCAUAUCUGUGUUUUCUCACACGUGUGUUUCUUAGGAUGGAUAAAAAUAUAAGAUACGAUUUAUCUUUUAUUGAAUCACAAUCUAAAAUAUUCCAUGAACUUGUUUACUCCAGUUGACUCACAGAAAUCUUACUGUAAAUCCAGCUUCAGGGCCUGUGACAACCCGUCACCCAGCAGCAGCAGAGAUUUGUCAUAUGCCAUCACUUACUGUAAAACCAUUCCUCUAACCUGAACAAAUCUGGAAUUCAUCAAGAUUAUGAAAAACUAGUGUUUGUAGAGAAUCCAAUGUUGAGAAUCCAAUCCAUAAUACUUUAAAUAUAAAACAGAAAAUAUGAUAGAAUCAUAACCAACAAAUACUUAUGAUAAUUAAAAGGAAAAUAUUAAUAAAAAAUUAUUGACAUGUAUUUCUUUCCCAUUCUCCCUUUUCUAUUCCUGUUGUAUUUUUGGUAGUGGGUUUUUUGGUUUGGUUAAUUUGUUUUUGUUUGUGCUUAUUCCCUGAGUAACUGAUUAGUGUUAACCAUUAAAUCUCUCUUGACACAAACUUUAUAGUUAAUUAGACAGUUUUCCCCUCUAUUACAAUCGGGACAUGAAUGUAAUAUGGGUAUGAAAAGGGAAAGUUACACAGUCGUGUCCGACUCUUUGCGACCCCGAUUGUAGCCUGCCAGGCUCCUCUGUUCAUGGGAUUUUCCAAACAAGAAUACUGGAGUGAAUUGCCAUUUCCUUCUCCAAGGGAUCUUCCCAACCCAGGGAUCAAACCAGGUCUUGUGCAUUGCAGGCAGAUUCUUUAUCAUCUGAGCCACCAGGAAUAAGACUAGAAAAAGACAAAUACACAUUUAUAGGGUUCUGCCUUCAAUAGGAUAGAUAAUCCUACACAGAAUAUUCUCUUUUUAAGAUGAAAAAAAUCAAAAAGAGCACAAACUAUGUGUCAGAGUUUUGCAUCUAUUAAUAUUAUGCCCUCUGAGUAAAUACACAGAGGUCAGUGAAAAUUCUCAGAACAAUUAAAAACUAGAGCAAUGGUGUUCUCUGUAACUGGUUUCCUGUUUGCCUAUAAAAUUUGAACAAUUUUUUCCUAUUUCUCAGAUAAGUUAUGUGUAUUUGUACUUUUCCUAUAUGUACAAGUGAAUUUUUUAAUGAGAAGAAGUUUGUCAGUGCUGUUUGAAAGCUUAAUUUCAUAUUAUUUGUACUGUUUUUAUUCUAACUGAAUGUGAAAUAAGUUUGUAUUAGUUACUGGUUGAUUUUAAAUAUUGUAUGUGGCAUUUGUACUACUAGAAGAAUGUCUAGAAUUUCUGUAAUUUUUUAAAAACUAGAUUCUUUUGUAAAUCCUGCCUGUGUAGCAUUUUGGAACAUGUAUGACAUACAUUGAUACCUUUAACCUUCCGUAUUGUGUUUCGUUCAGCAUUUUUUUGUUGUUUAAAAAUGUUUCCCUAACAGGUAAAAGUUUAAGGCAGUUCAGUACUUAUCAGCAUUUUCAUUAUCUGGAAAAAGCAACUUGCUUUCGAAUGCAUUUUUUCUGAUAUGCUUGAUUAUAUUUUGGCUUUAAUGGAUUUCCUAUUGCAGGCAUUUUUUAUAUAUGUGAAUAAACUUUAUGCUAAGUAAAUA
Molecule: messenger RNA, 5153 nt
Organism: Capra hircus (goat)
Lineage: Eukaryota; Metazoa; Chordata; Mammalia; Artiodactyla; Bovidae
Gene: PRRG4
Product: proline rich and Gla domain 4
Exons: 6
Coding region: 392-1078 (228 amino acids)
Cellular component (GO): extracellular region
Molecular function (GO): calcium ion binding
Source: RefSeq, a predicted model, not a curated record